CGCGCGCGCGCUGCCGCCCUUCUACGUCUGUUUCCUACAGUCGCUCCCCGCUUGUCUACCGCCAGUUUGAAAAUUAAACAGCCCCGGCGCUUCUCAUUGGGCCCUCUGUGCGAUCACGUGAUUUUGCUUCUGCCACUCAGACCGUUUCGCGCGCCUUUUCGAAUUGGAGUUUUCAUCGACAGUCCCUGUAUCCUUCCUCCUCACUCGCCCAGGAGGGAGGGAAAUAAAAUAGUCCUGCAAAGAUGUCUGUCCCGGCGGGCGGAAUCUCUGCAGCUCCAGGAGGGUGAUUUCUGUCAGCAGGUAAGACUUCCAGUUUCAAAGAUGCCGCUCUUUGGGAAAAUUAUUGUUAUUAAAAGGAAUGGGACCGAUGGAAUCCAUUUUCCACUCACUGCAAGUUCUUGUUUAUUUGGAAGGAAAACGGAGUGCGAUAUCCGCAUACAGCUGCCUCAAGUCUCAAAAGAACAUUGUAAAAUUGAAGUCAAUGAGAACAAGGAGGCAAUCUUGAUUAAUUUAAGUACUGUAAAUCCAACGCAAUUGAAUGGUAACAGUUUUCAGCAACCUGCACAUCUGAAGCAUGGAGAUGUGUUCACUAUUGUUGAUCGUUCUUUCAGGUUUGAAUAUCCUCCUCAAUCAACUCCAAAAAAGAGACUUUCUAGAACUCCAAAAAAUGAAACCCUACAGGUUCUUCAUGUUCAGCAGGUGGCAGAAGUGGAAUUACAGAGCCCAACAUCUAAAAGUCCUCAUACGUCUGAUAAAAACAUAGAAUGUGAAGGCCAAAAUUUUGGUGAAAAUGACAAGCAAAGCACUGAGGAAGAUAUUUCCAGAGUUGUACCAGCCAAACAACAUGCAACACCUAAAUCAACAUACAGAACAGCUAAAUCUAACAGAAGAGAAAAUGAGAUGUCUCCUUUUAGCAAACUUUAUGAAUUGUUGAAAAAUGAGAUUGAUGUGAAAACACAGAAAGAUGGCAACGAAGAGAUACCUAUGCCACGACAAGCAGAGACUAAUGCCCAGCAAAUUUCAUUAUUGGUAUUUCCAUCUGGUCAAGAGACCCAAAUUAAGGAAAAAGAGACAAUAAUUGGUGAAGAUAUUGAACAGUCUAAAGUUAAAGAACAAGAAAUAAACAAUGUGGAACUUAAUCAGAUUUCUAUUGAAGGAAAUAGUUCUAAGAAGACCAAUGAAAUAAGUUCUGCAAAUUCAGGUGAACCACAGACUGGACAAGAUUCAUCAUUAGGAGUUAAAGCAACAGAAAUUUCAAAUGAAAUUCAAAAGAAAGAUGUAGUGUGCAGUAGUGUUGGUGGGAAUGAAUCAUGCAUUUUGGGAAAAAGUAAUAAAUAUUCAAAGCAAAGGAGAAAUAGUAAACAGCUUACACCAAGAAAAUCCUUAAAUGCAGAAGAAGUGCUAAAAGAAAUUCAUUAUGAGACUUCCUCAGUUAGCGUAACUAAGGAGAGAGAUUCUGAAACUUUUGCAUUUUCUCCUGGGUAUAGUAAUUCCAAAAGCCCCAAAGGGAGUGUUAGACAAAGUAAAAAAAAUUCAAAUAAAAGUCCAUUAUCAGAGUUAUUAACUCCAGAAAGGUUAACACCGAAAGAUGAAUCUUCUGCUAGCCGUAAACAUCACUCUGGAGCGCGAAGGGGAAGACGAAUGAGCUCUGGAAAGAUGGCUGAAGAAACAUUGGAGAGAGAUCCAUCUCAAGAACAUUACAAGAAUGUAGAUAUUAAAGGUAGUGAUGUUAAAGAAAAGCUGACCACAGAGAACUACCAACAGAAAUUAGAGGUGGAAGACGCUAAUAUUGUCCUGGGACCUCACAGGUUGUCAUCAAAAAGAAGGUGCUCUGAAAGUGUUGUACUUCUGAGAGAUGAUGAAGUUGCAUCAGAAAUAAAUAUUUCUAGCCUACCUACUGAAGACAAAAAGUCAGGUGAGACAAAGAGGUUACCUCAAAAGCGGAAAAGUAGAGAGAUUGAGUUGCUACAUCAGCCUCUUGGGAAAAGAAAGAGAGUGUCCUUUGGUGGGCAUCUCAGUCCUGAACUUUUUGAUAAAAGUCUACCACCCAAUUCACCACUUAGAAGAGGUGCAAUUCCAGCAAGGUUAAGCUUACCAUUUGGAAAUUCACCUCGUGCGGUUCUGAAGAAGGGACAGGGAUUCAAACGUCUUGUAAUCAAGGAUCUUUCAGAGCAUUUGCAGAGACAAAAAUCAUCACAAAAAAACUUGCCUGCCAGGAGGUCCCCGGCUGCCUCGCCGCCUGCCAGGAGGUCCCCGGCUGCCUCGCCGCCUGCCAGGAGGUCCCCGGCUGCCUCGCCGCCUGCCAGGAGGUCCCUGGCUGCCUCGCCGCCUGCCCUUGAAAAAAUGUCACCUAAGCUCACUGCAAACUCCCCAUCAAAUACACCAUUCACAAAAGGACGUUUCUCUAUUUCUCACAUUAGCACACCAUCUCCUACUUCAAAGGAGCAGGGUACUGCUGCAACAGAAGUUAAGGAAAGUGAUGGAGAUUUUACUGGAGUCAAGACACCUGAAUCUUUUCAUAUUAACCAGGAACAUCAGAUUUCUGUGCCAACUACACCUAAACAAUUAAUAAGGCGUAGUAUAAGAUUUUCUGUGAAGAGAACUCCCAUGAAGAGGAGGAGUGAUGCUGUGGAAACAAUUCAUUCUAAAAGAAGAAGUGGUGCUUCUAAAGCCAAUUUGCUAGUUGCAAAAUCUUGGGCAGAAGUGGUGAAGUUGGGUGUUGCAAGACCACAAGUAAAGGCUGUUAAAAAAUGUGUUCUCAAAGGAAAAUCAGCCAAGAAGUUAACAAAAUCACCAAAGUUACUUGUUUUAGAAUCCAGAGGAAAUUAUGAAAGAGAACUGAAGCAAGAGAAAAAAAUGGAAGAUUCACUUGAAAAAACAUCACUCCCAUUUGUGAGAUCAAGGAAUGGAAACAUUAAAAAUGAACAAGAAUUGCAAGAAAGCCUUGAACAUGCAUGUAUUUCACCUAAGGAGUCAGAAAGUGUGAAAAAUAUAGAAAAUAUUGAAAAAGAAAAAAUGAGUAAUGGCUCUCAGACACAGAGCCAUAAUCUCUCAAAUUCAGUAAUCUCUCUUUUACUUACCAAAAUGGAUCCAGUUCAAGAACCAGCUAUGCAACUGCAAAGAGAAUUAAACCAAUAUUUGAAAGAUAGUGAUGAUAAAGAAUUGCUUUUUGAAAAUCCUGUUGCCCCACAAUUAAAUCUUAUCCAGGAAUCUAUCGAUUUGUCCAGUAAAGACAAAAAAUCUACAAGGGCAAACCAGCAGAAAAUAGAAAUAAAAGAGAACCCCUCUUCACUAAGAGAAUGUGAAGAAAAUCUAAAGGAGAAUGUAAAUUUACUAGAAUUACCAGUUCUGAUGAAAGAGAGGAUUGAAGACCAGAAGGAAGAGGCUGUUGCUUUCACUUCCGUAGUUAAAAAUCUAGGAAGAAAAGAGAGAACUAAUCAGUGUAUGCAAGAAGAAAUUAUUUCAAAAAUUCAUGUUCACAAACAACUUGACAAAAAUAAGGAAGCUGUUUCCUCAGUAGAAAUAAAUGGAACUUUUCAUAGCUCCAGAAGAGGUAAAAGGAGUCUUGAGUCUCAUGAUAAAGAUUCUUUAAUGCUACAAAGAGAAACUACAAGUAUGAAACAGAAUUUGCAGACUGUGCAUCAAUCUGUCACAAACCAUAUUUUAAUAAUGGAAAAUGAUCAAAGUCUGAAGACAGCAAAUGUAUCUAGUAGCAGUAAAAAUGUAAGAGGGCACCCUCUGCAAAUAGGGCUUAUAGCACCUGAAGAUAAGUCUGAUCAAGAUAGUGUAAAAAAUAAUGAAAAGGUGGCUCUGUCAGUUAGGAAGAGGUCUAGAGGGGAGAAAAAAUUAGAAAUGCUAGAAUCAUUAGUUCCAGCUAAAAGAACCAGAAGAGGGAAAACUGAAGAUAACAAACAGGGAUUUACAGAGGAACAUGGUGCAAAAGAAAAACCCCAAAGACAGACAACAAGGAACCCUUGUAGAGCAGCAACAGCAAAGUGUAUACAAACAGAUGAACAGGAUUUUGCCCACAGUAUCAUUGAGGCUGCUGCAGUAGAAGAAUCUGAAAUCAAUAAACCAACCCUUGAAAUUAUGGUAACAGAGAUGAAAGGAAGAAAAUCUUUGAGAGUAAAAUCUAGAAAGCAAUUAGAGGAAACAGAGAAAGUAAGUACAGAGAUGGGACCUGAAAGUGUAAGACCUGUCCAGGAAACCAAGAGAACAUCAAAAGAAACUGUAGUUAAAACACACAAAGCUAUAAAAAAUGAGACAAAAGCGGUUCAGGGAACUAAGGAAGCAGAAACAGGUCAAAGCUUAAAGUUAAAGAAGUCACAUUUUGAAAACACAAAUGAAGCACCACUUGAUGUUUAUAGCUUGCAAGCAAACAGGAAUUCAAUAAAAAAAACUAAUCAAAGACCUGGAAAUAAGAGAGGUCAAAAAGGUAUAUUGGACAUUAAGGAAGGUGAAUUUGCCAAAAAUGAAAAAAUGAUACCACAAAAUAUACCAGAAACUGAACCAGAGACAAUUUCUACAAAAGACUCUCUAGGAUCUCUACAGACAGUGCAAAAUUCCAAAAUCAAGGAAGCCCAAAACAAUCCAACUGCUGCAAUGGUAUAUGGUCCUAAAGAUGUUGAGAGAACUGUUCUUAGACAUGGAAAGAGGAUAAGGAAAGGUGAUGGCAAACAGGAAGCAUCUGAAACCAAACAAAUUGAGAUUUUAGAAAAUAAUCCUACAGAAGCAAAUGAAAAUACAUCAAGAAGAGACAGAGAGAAAAAAGUUCAUUUUGAACUUGAGGAAGCCAAUUCUGCUUCUCUCAGAGGAAAACACAUUUUACCUGAAGGUAAUGAUAAAGACCAAAAUGAGACUUCAGAAAACAUUCCUUCCCAAGCAAAUGAAAAUCUCUCAAGAAGGGGCAGAAGGAAAGAGGUUGAUCUCACACCACAUGCAGUUAGUUCCACUUCUCUUAGAGAAAAAUACAGCUUGCCAGAAAGUGAUGCCAAAAAAGAGGCUCCUAAAAAAGACCAAGAUGCAGCUUUGGAAUCUACUGCUUCCCCUACAAAAGAGAAUACAUCCAGAAGGGGCAGAAGGAAACAGGUUGAUCAUAAAGUGCUGGCAGCUAAUUCCACUUCUUUUGGAGGAAAAUGCAGCUUGCCAGGAGAUAGCAGUAAAGAAGAGAUGUCAGAAGAUCAAAAUGUGCCUUUGGAAGCUAUUGUUUCUCCUACAAAAGAGAAGCUAUCAAGAAGGGGCAGAAGGAACCAAGUUUCUCUCACAUCUCAGGCAGCUAGUUGCACUUCUCUCAGAGGAAAAAGUAGCUUGACAGAAAAUGAUGAUAAAGAUGCGAUUCCUAAAGAAGACCAAAACGUGCCUUUAGGAAGUACUAUCUCCCAAGCAAAAGCUAAUCCACCAAGAAAAGGCAGAAGGAAACAGGUUGAUCUCACAACACAGGCAGCUAGAUCCACUUCUCUCCGAGGAAAAAGCAGCUUGCCAGAAAAUGAUAAUAAAGAGAAGACUCCUAAAGAAGACCAAAAUGUGCCUUUGGAAAAUAUUACUUCCCAGGUAUCAAAAAGGGGCAGAAGGAAACAGGUUGAUCUCACAACACAGGCAGCUAGUUCCACUUCUCUCCGAGGCAAAAGCAGCUUGCCAGAAAAUGAUGGUAAAGAGAAGAUUCCUAAAGAAGACCCAAAUGUGACUUUGGGAAAUACUACCGAAGCAAAAGCUAAUCCACCAAGAAAGGGCAGAAGGAAACAGGUUGAUCUCACAACACAGGCAGCUAGUUCCACUUCUCUCCGAGGAAAAAGCAGCUUGCCAGAAAAUGAUAAUAAAGAGAAGACUCCUAAAGAAGACCAAAAUGUGCCUUUGGAAAAUAUUACUUCCCAGGCAUCAAAAAGGGGCAGAAGGAAACAGGUUGAUCUCACAUCUCAAGCAACUAAUUCCACUUCUCUCAGGGGAAAACGUCACUUGCCAGAGGAUGAAAAGGCAGCCAAAAAAUUAAAAUCAGAGUGUGGUGAAAGUAUAACUCUGCAGAAAGAAACAAGAAACAAAACUAAAGGAGAACUUGGCAAAGGUGGUAUUAGCAUGAUUCAGAGUGCUGGAGGAACAGAAAGGAAAACAAGAGCAAGUGCAAGAACAAGAAAAUAACCUCUUUAAUAGUUGUAGAGCCAGUUUUGAAUAUUUUUCAGUAUUUGAUUUUGCAGUUUUUUUACGUAAAUGGAUGAGCACUUAGAUUUGAUAGAGUUGUAAAGCAUUCAGUGAAUUUAGGUAUAAUGGAGAUAUGUUUAUCUGUUUAUAUAAGUAGAAGAGAUACCUCUUUUAAUGGCAUAAUUCAGGCAAAUAUAUUUGCUUUCCAAACUGUUGUGAGCUUGUGCAAAAUUACAGCAACCAAAAACAUUUCUGUGCCAACAUUGAUGCCUCCUUUCAUUGAUGAUCAUUUCAGAGGUCUGGAAGUUGUAUUACUUUGCUGAAUCUGCCCAUAUGUAAUUGUAUGUUAUUAUCUAGUUAGAUUAAUUUGGGGAUACUGAAGUUUUAUUUUUUCAUGAAAGUUCUGUAAAUAUCCUUUUAAAAAAAUCUACAGGUUUUUAUUGGCAAAACUAUUAUGUGGGAAUUCUGAUUUAACAGCUUAAAUUGACUACUGCAAAAAAUGCGAAUAGAUUUUUAUAAGAGUUAAUAAAUUUUGUAAAUGUUAA
Messenger RNA from Trachemys scripta elegans, 6677 nucleotides. It is a transcript of the gene MKI67, whose product is annotated as marker of proliferation Ki-67. The transcript is spliced from 13 exons. Lineage: Eukaryota; Metazoa; Chordata; Testudines; Emydidae. Gene Ontology annotation, molecular function: protein binding. The annotation marks the transcript as partial. Gene Ontology annotation, biological process: regulation of mitotic nuclear division; regulation of chromosome segregation. Gene Ontology annotation, cellular component: nucleus; chromosome. The record is from RefSeq and is a predicted model, not a curated record.